AUGCGAAAGCUCGGCGAAAAAAGAGUGACAAGAAUCCAGGCCGCUCAAGUUGCAUUGCUCCCCCAGCCGCAAACCCGAGCAGAAGCAUCACCGGUAACUGACCUCGAGCCCGGUCCACAACCUCUCCAUCUAGGACCUGCACCUGGAAAGAGGUCCAUCACUUCCUCAACUUCGGAGCACACCGGCAAGAAAACUCGAUUGAGGCCUCAAAGCUCGCCUCGCCAGGAGACUAUGCAGUGGCAGAGCAUUAUCGGGCCGGGCAUAACAGCCAGAAACGAAUCUCCCUGGGAUACUUUUAAAAAGUACUACGAUUGUGAUUUAGCCGGCCCCGUCGCGGUAUGCGUACGGUCCUCUGGUGACCGCGGCGUCUGGGCGGCGCGCCAGUAUCCAAUUGAGGACGCUGACAAGGUUCUGCGGAACCUCCGCUCCAUGCGCCAUAGGAACUUGGCAUCCAUUAGGGAGUAUUUCCGCACUCCGGAGCUUCUGUACACGCUGGGGGCUUUUGACCCUCUCGUUCUGGAUCAUAUCGUCGCUUGUAAAGCCUUCCCAGAUGAGCAGGAGCUCGCAGCCAUAAUGUCUCAGCUCGUUGACGGGCUGUCAUAUCUCGCUGCGAACAACUUUCACCACACAUCUCUGGACUGUUCUAGCGUCCUCGUGAAUUUAAAUGGGCACGUCAAAAUCGCACGGAUCGAUUGCUGUGUGUUCCGGCAAAGAGGUAGAGUCAAUGCCAGUGAUCUGGCGCCAGUCUCGAGAAUUAUGAUGGAAUUGAUGCAAAAAUAUGUCAAAGAAGAUGGGGCAGUAGGAAUUGAUAAUCUCGACCGCUGGAGAAGCUGCCCGGCUGCGAUCGAAUUUCUCUGCGCUACGACCUCGGCAAGCACUUUUGAGGAACUGAAAGAGCAACGACUGAUGACGGAAAUUCCAUGCUGCCCUGGGAGUCUCAUCGGACUUGCAUGGUUCGCGUUGAUCUCCGCUCGCACAUUCUACUCGUACACGCCAGGGCCCAUGAAGAACGAUUAA
Messenger RNA from Penicillium waksmanii, 1017 nucleotides. RefSeq lists its product as uncharacterized. The transcript is spliced from 4 exons. NCBI's taxonomy places the organism in Eukaryota, Fungi, Ascomycota, Eurotiomycetes, Eurotiales, Aspergillaceae. The coding region runs from base 1 to 1017 and encodes 338 amino acids. The record is from RefSeq and is a predicted model, not a curated record.